Molecule: messenger RNA, 270 nt
Organism: Aptenodytes forsteri (emperor penguin)
Lineage: Eukaryota; Metazoa; Chordata; Aves; Sphenisciformes; Spheniscidae
Product: mediator of RNA polymerase II transcription subunit 2-like
Exons: 4
Source: RefSeq, a predicted model, not a curated record
AUGGAAAAGGAAGACGAAGUGAAGGAGGAUGAACAUGAAGGAGGAAUAGGAGCAACAAGAGGAGGAGAGGAAAAGGAGGAAGAGGAGGAAGAACAGAACAACAAGAGGACAAAGAGGACGAAGGAGGAGAAGGAGAAAGAAAAGGAGGAAGAUGAGCAGGAGAAGGACAAGAUGAUGAUGGAGGAGGAGGAGGAGGAGAAGAAGGCAGAAGAGGAGGAGAAGAAGCAUAAAGAGGAAGAAGAGAAGGAGAAGGAAAGACAGAAGGAAAAG